GCCUCUGAAUACCUCAAAAAGAUAUCAAGAAAAAUAUGGGUUCAGGAAAAACUAGGGAUAAUCCGAUUAACCGUUCAUCGGUGAGACACCCAAGUCAUAAUCAUCCGUUACGGGUCUUCAAAUCCCAAGAAGAAGAUCAGAUAAUUUGCUCCGGAUGCGAACAUGAGCUAAUUGGGCAAGCUUUCAAGUGCACAAAGUCAGAGUGCGAUUACUUCUUGCACAAAUCAUGUUUCGACCUUCGCUGUGAGACUCAACACAAGUCUCACCCGAAUCACCCUUUGGCGCUGCUCUAUUCUCCACCGAAUGGUCUAUCUACUUACACGUGUGAUGCAUGCGGUGAGUACGGAUCUGCUUUCACUUACCAUUGCUCGGAGUGCAAGUACCAUAUUCACGUGGGAUGUGCGUUUGUUCCCGAGAACGUGGAGCGUGACGAUCACGAACAUCCACUCACUCUACUUUACAAUACACCUUGCAAAGGUCGUGAAGACGGUAUGAUGUUCAUAUGUGAUGUUUGCGAAGAAGAUAUGUCGGAGAAUCUUUGGGUGUAUUAUUGCAAAGAAUGUGACUAUGGGACGCAUGUAUAUUCAUGCGCGGCAUAUGAAGAUAUUNAAGAUCAGAUAAUUUGCUCCGGAUGCGAACAUGAGCUAAUUGGGCAAGCUUUCAAGUGCACAAAGUCAGAGUGCGAUUACUUCUUGCACAAAUCAUGUUUCGACCUUCGCUGUGAGACUCAACACAAGUCUCACCCGAAUCACCCUUUGGCGCUGCUCUAUUCUCCACCGAAUGGUCUAUCUACUUACACGUGUGAUGCAUGCGGUGAGUACGGAUCUGCUUUCACUUACCAUUGCUCGGAGUGCAAGUACCAUAUUCACGUGGGAUGUGCGUUUGUUCCCGAGAACGUGGAGCGUGACGAUCACGAACAUCCACUCACUCUACUUUACAAUACACCUUGCAAAGGUCGUGAAGACGGUAUGAUGUUCAUAUGUGAUGUUUGCGAAGAAGAUAUGUCGGAGAAUCUUUGGGUGUAUUAUUGCAAAGAAUGUGACUAUGGGACGCAUGUAUAUUCAUGCGCGGCAUAUGAAGAUAUUGAAGCAAAAGAAGAAGGAGAAUCAAGCUCAUCGACUUCACAUAUAAAGUCAUUGAUGGAGGCUGAGAAAGAGAUGAGAGAGAUGGCGAUAAUACAUCAACUACAGUUAGAUGCUAUUGACGCAGCAGGUAGCUAUGUUGGUUCAUGGGAACCAAGAAGAAAAUAUUAUUGGUGAAUGAUGAAUGUUGGUGUGAGAACGAUAACGAUCAACUAUACAACCACAAAACUUUGUUUUAAUUUCUCUCUUGUGUGAAUUUUGUUUACGAAAUAAAACCAAACAUAUGUGUUAUGAUAUUUGUAAGGUUUGCAAUAUAUAUAUUUUUCAUGUGGCUUGUUGUAAUGUACUUUGUUACGAAAUAAAGUAGUUACAGACUGUAUUUGGAGAAAUACUAAUA
Messenger RNA from Camelina sativa (false flax), 1479 nucleotides. The record is from RefSeq and is a predicted model, not a curated record. Lineage: Eukaryota; Viridiplantae; Streptophyta; Magnoliopsida; Brassicales; Brassicaceae.